CAAAACUGUCAAUUAACGUAACGUCUCUCCAAAGAUUUCACAAAACCCAAACUAAAAACUCCACUGUACCUUUUUAUUGUGCUUUCUUUGCCCCUAUUUCUUUUCUACUUCUCUCUCACUCUCUCUCCUCUCACCCUCACCGACCCCACUCUUCUUCACUGCAUUCAUCCUUUUCUUCUUCCUCCAAUUUUAUCGCCGGAAAAUUAACCAAACAAGUGUCGAAUCUAGUUCUAUUUUACAGCAUCUGUUCUGGGUUUUUUGCCCAAGUAAAUUUUACAGAAGAUUCUUAAUUACCCACAAAUUUAUUGCUGAAAAAAUAGUUGUUUUGUGGGUUGGGAAUGCUAAAUCUACUCGAAUCUUCAUCUGGGUAUCUCACAUUUUUGUGGGAUUUCACGCAUUUUGUGCAGAUUUUAUGGUUUGAACCCCCGAAUUUGAGAAUUUGAGAAGGGUAAUUUGUAAUUUUUGAUGUUUUAGAUGAUAAUGGUGGCUGCCAUUUCCACAGUUUUGCAAGACCCAUCAAAAGGUUCAUCUCAACAAGGAAGUGGAGCUCAUAGUAGGCCGCCAUUGUUGCCGUCCGAGAGAGAAAAUGGAGUUUAUCAUCAUCAGUCGAGAAGAGUUAGGGCAAGAGAAGUUCAGUCAAGGUACAUGUCAAUAUCUUCAACUAGUUCAUCGUUUUCAAAUAGUAGCACAACAACAGGUACAACUACAACGAAUUCGACAUCGAGUUCAUCGACGUCGUCGUCGAUUUCUAGAAGGUUUCCCUCCCCUGUAGUAACGAGGAACACCAAUAGGAGUUUAUCUACCCCUAAAAGGUCUCAAUCUGUGGACCGAAGGCGAUCUGGGACCCCAAAACCUACACCUGUUGGCAAUGCUGGUGAAAUUUCAGCUGCCACUAAGCUUCUUGUCACCUCAAGUAGGAGUUUAUCUGUCUCUUUCCAAGGGGAAUCAUUUUCGCUACCGAUUAGUAAGACAAAGGCUGUGAAUCAAGCUAGUAGUAAUAGUAGUAAUAGUAGUAAUAAUAAUAAUAAUACUAAUAGUAAUGCUAGGAAAGGCACACCUGAGAGGAGAAGAGGUACCCCAGUAAGGGGGAAGGUUGAUGGAGGAGGAGAUCAGGUUGAUAACUCGAACAACUCGAACUCGAAUUCAAAGCCGGGUGAUCAGCAACGAUGGCCUGCUAGGACCAGGCAGUUAAAUAUGCUGUCAAGGAGUUUAGACUAUUCUAACCCUGAGAGUAAGGAGUUUCUUGGAUCUAAUGUUGUGAAUAGGGCUUUAAAGGAUUCGUUGCUUGACGAGAGUAGAAGGGUUCUGAAUGGGAUUCGGGGUGCCAUGGAUGCUAAUUCAGUGAAUGACUCUUCUGUUCCUUCUGAUCUUACGGCUUCUGAUACUGACAGUGUUUCUUCUGGUAGCACUUCUGGAGCACAGGAUGUUAGUGGGGGGUCUCAUGGGAGUAAUGGAGGUCGUGGCAUUGUAGUUUCGGCGAGGUUCUGGCAGGAGACGAAUAUGCGAUUAAGGCGACUACAGGAUCCUGGAUUGGGGUUGUCAUCAAGUCCUACAUCUAAGUUUGUUGCCCCUCCCAAGUUGAGCCAGUCCAGAAAGUUCAGUGAUGGGCCUAUGUCAUCGCCCAGGGCAAUGUCAUCACCUAUUCGAGGAGCUAUUAGGGCAGCUUCACCUAGUAAAGCUAUGAACACACCAGCAUCUUCACCGAUGAGAGGACUAAGUCCAUCUCGGGCAAGAACUUCCAUGGGUAGCUCUUAUGGUAGUAGUCCUUGGGAUUCACCAUCUGUUCUAAGCUUUGCUGUUGAUGUUCGAAGGGGGAAGGUUGGGGAGAAUCGAAUUGUUGACGCACACCAGCUGAGACUUCUUUAUAACAGACACUUGCAAUGGCGGUUUGUAAAUGCUAGAACAGAUGCUGCCUUGUCACUGCAAAGACGAAAUGCGGAGAAGAAUUUGUGGAAUGCGUGGAUAACAAUAACUGCUCUACGUGAAUCUGUCAGACAUAAAAGAACACAAGUACAGCUGCUGAGGCAAAAGCUGAAGCUGAGUUACAUCCUUCGGGGACAAAUAUCGUAUUUGGAAGAGUGGUCCCUUCUAGAUAAAGACCACUCCAGUUCCAUGCAAGGAGCUAUUGCAGCAUUGAAGGCUAGCACCCUCCGCCUUCCAGUAGUUGGGGGAGCAGCUGUUGAUAUUCAGAGUGUGAAGGAAGCUGUUAGCUCAGCAGUUGAUGUAAUGCAGGCAAUGGCUUCUUCAACAUGCUCUCUCUUAACAAAGGUGGAGGAAGUGAAUUCCUUGGUGGCGGAACUAUCAAAAGUUGCUGCAAAGGAAAAGAACUUGCUGGAUAAAUGUAAAGAAGUGUUGUCCAUGUUAACUUCCAUGCAGGUUAAAGAUUGUAGCUUGAGGACACAUACAUUGCAGCUUAACCGCUCACAGUUAGCCUGACAACACGUCUGUAGAACUAAUCACGGCUUGACAAUUUGAUUUUAAAAAAAUGCUAACACACACACAGACGGCUUCUCUGAUGGUAGAAGGAAGCAGCAACAGGAGAUAAUGAGAAGAGAUGGAUGACUUUAUUGGAUCUCGUCAAUGGCAUAUUUUUUUGAUGUGCCAAGUUGUGUUUUGUGUCUUCUAAAAGCAGUAUGUAUCUCCAGUAGCAAUCUUUUCCUCCGUGUAACUAGUUGUAUCCACGGUUAGUUUUCUUUUCUGUUCCAUUUCUUGGGUGAAUUAUGACAUGUAUGUAAAUAGCGUAAUUCCUGAGUUACUUGAAUAGUUAGUAGUAUGUAUCUAUGCCAUUGCCUGCAAAAUUUAAUGCCUAAAUGAUUGCCUUGAAAUUCAUGAA
Beta vulgaris subsp. vulgaris (sugar beet) is the source of this 2833-nucleotide messenger RNA. Its product is annotated as QWRF motif-containing protein 2. Gene Ontology annotation, molecular function: microtubule binding. The record is from RefSeq and is a predicted model, not a curated record. Bases 475 to 2436 code for a protein of 653 amino acids. Gene Ontology annotation, cellular component: nuclear microtubule; centrosome; cytoplasm. NCBI's taxonomy places the organism in Eukaryota, Viridiplantae, Streptophyta, Magnoliopsida, Caryophyllales, Amaranthaceae. Gene Ontology annotation, biological process: centrosome cycle; spindle assembly. The transcript has 6 exons.